Molecule: messenger RNA, 1255 nt
Organism: Zingiber officinale
Lineage: Eukaryota; Viridiplantae; Streptophyta; Magnoliopsida; Zingiberales; Zingiberaceae
Product: E3 ubiquitin-protein ligase AIRP2-like
Exons: 5
Coding region: 131-877 (248 amino acids)
Biological process (GO): protein ubiquitination
Molecular function (GO): ubiquitin protein ligase activity
Source: RefSeq, a predicted model, not a curated record
AGAGAGACUAGAGGAGGAAGAGGAGGAGGAGGAAAGUAUUAGGGUUUGGUGGAGUGAGGAAUUAGGGGACGGGGGAGGUGGGGUGGGUUUGGGUCUUGAUCGUCUCGGCGCUGGAUGAUUUCGGGCAGAGAUGGUCCUCGUCCCCGUUCGUAAAUCCUUCAAGGACUCGCUCAAGGUGCUCGAAGCUGACAUCCAGCAUGCCAACUCAAUAGCUUCAGAUUUCCCAAGAGAAUAUGAUGGUGCUUGUCUUCAGAUGCGAAUGUCAUACACUCCAACUGCACAUUUGUUCCUUUUCCUAGUACAAUGGACAGACUGUAGCUUUGCAGGGGCUCUUGGUCUUUUGAGAAUUCUCAUUUAUAAGGUUUAUGUUGAUGGAAAGACAACAAUGUCUAUUCAGGAAAGGAAAGCGAGUAUCAAGGAGUUCUAUGGUGUGAUUUUCCCUUCUUUAAUGCAACUACCCAAGGGGAUAACUGACAUGGAAGAUAAAAGGCAAAAAACCAUUUGUAUGGAAAGAUAUAGGAGAAGGGAAGAAGAUGAUGGAAAGCAGCAAAUAUCAGAAAUAGAAGCUGAGAGAGAGGAAGAAUGUGCUAUUUGCAUGGAGUCCAACAGCAAGGUUGUUUUGCCAAAUUGUUGCCAUGCUAUGUGCAUGAGGUGCUACCAUCAAUGGAAUGCAAGAUCACAGUCAUGCCCCUUCUGCCGCGAUAGUCUGAAGAAGGUAAACCCAAGUGACCUAUGGAUUCUCACUGACAAGCGAGAAGUUAUGGACAUGGCAACAGUGAUAAAAGAGAAUUUGAGGCGUUUGUUCAUAUAUGUAGAGAAGUUACCACUAGUUAUGCCAAAUUCAGUCAUGAAUAUCUAUGAUCCGCAUGUGAAAUGACUCGCCAGCCACUGCUGCUUCACCUACGGCAUCUUUUAUUCUUUCUGCUGCAGCUUGUUCAGAGAUCGAUCUCAUCAGAGAUGAUAUUGCAUUCCUGCUUCAAGGCUGCACCUGAUUCCUCAGCAAGUUCAGCUUAAGGAGGUUAGUCUCAAGGAUUUGUAUAUCUGUAAAUAUUGUUAUAGUUUGUAAGUUGGUCGAUGUAAGUGAAAAAGCAAAAUAUAUUAUCUGUUAUUCUACUUUUUUUUGUUAAUCAAUGUCUUUGAUACCUUGCUCGAUGGAUCUUGUAGCAGGAUCAUCAAGACAUCAGCAAAUUGCAGUUGUUAAACUGUGCAUAUUAAUCUUGUAUUGUUAAUAUUACUUGCUACUUGUCCCUUUGAA